Messenger RNA from Acanthochromis polyacanthus (spiny chromis), 2879 nucleotides. RefSeq lists its product as uncharacterized. Gene Ontology annotation, molecular function: protein binding; guanyl-nucleotide exchange factor activity. The transcript is spliced from 5 exons. The coding region runs from base 296 to 1219 and encodes 307 amino acids. The record is from RefSeq and is a predicted model, not a curated record. Lineage: Eukaryota; Metazoa; Chordata; Actinopteri; Pomacentridae. Gene Ontology annotation, cellular component: cytosol. Gene Ontology annotation, biological process: positive regulation of GTPase activity.
UCUGCAUUAACCCUGAGAAGGAACAGAGAGCCGGCUGGAUUACCAGGAAGACAGAGCUGGAGAGACGUGCACAAAAAAUGAGGCAGUUUUAGUUUGAAUGAAGCAACAGAUGAAGGAAAUCCUAAAUGCAGCAGCGCCGUUAAAGUGAGGUGAAGGUUGGAGUAGGUGUUCUCAGGGCAGCAGCUCAUGACUCCAAAGAAAAGCACAGAAAGGAAACAAAGAACUGUAAAAAGUGAAGAGCAUUCUGUAAGAUGACAGCCUGAGAAAGGUUCACCGAGGGCGGAGCAGGAGCAGAAUGGGGCAUCCCAAUGUGCCUCUUACCCACAAAUAUGUACGUUCCCACAGGGAUAAACAGAGAUCCAGCGACCUGCAAGCCUUCACAGCUAACGAUAACUUGAACCUUGCAUUAGGAGCCAUCAGAGUCCUGGGCAUGGAGCUGAUUGAAGAUGAACUGAAACCUCAUCUGAACACAGUGCUGACCACCAUUAAAGAGAAGAAGAAAGGCGCUGCUGAGCAGGUAGUGAUCAGUGGGGUCCUUCCCAUCCUGGCCCUGUCUCUGAGGAGCAGAGGACCUCUGGGUCUGCUGACUGCAAAACUGGUGGCUGAACUCGCCAAGGAGUCUGUGAUUCGUAAAGGUUUUGGAGACUCGGGUUUGGUUUCGGCUUUGUUGUCGGUGCUGACCAGUACAGACCAGGAGCUGCUGCUGAAUGCUGUGAGGGCCAUCUCCCGAAUGUCUUAUGACAGCUCGAAGCAGCAGGAGCUGCUGCUCCGUCGAGGCGCUGUGCCUCGCCUCGUCUCCAUCCUGCUCCGGUUUCCAGAUAAGGAGGCCCUGGAGGAGGUGUGUCUGCAGGCGCUCUGUAACCUCAGCGGUGUUGGAGUGUCCGAGGAGGCCGGGAUGGUGUGGGAGAGGGGAGUGUCGGUGCGACCGGAGGAGUCGGUGUUUCACGGCGUUUCUCCUCACACCUGUGGUUUUGCUUCUUCUGUGACUCUGGUCCGAGUCCGUCAGUGGGGACCAGGCCAGUACGUCGUGAACAUUGAGGUGUUCCAGCGCUGCUCCUCCUCCUUCUGGAACCUCCACGGGAACAAACGGACCCCUCGCUGGUUCCCCUUCCCUGGUCUGGGAAGCUGCUCCAAUCUGUACAAAGUGUUUAAGUUCUCUACCAGGAACGUUCCUCAGACCAAGAGUCUGAAGAUUCGAGUGUUCCACACUUUCCUCUGACAGCUUAAAAACUACAAGCAUGGUGGACUAAACCACCUGGACUACAAACCCUGAGUGGUUUACUGUAACCUUGUUUACUCCACCAAAACAUCAGGCUCAUUUUCACGCUCCGUAAACCUGGACUGCUCAUUCUGCUUUAGUUAGAUCAACCAGAGAAACUUUCAUGACUAGAUGUUUGAGGUUCCAGCUGUUAGAUUUGACUGUGCUACACAACUCUGUUUUUAGAGCAAUAACUAAAUCAGACAUAAGGAAAACACCGCAGUUAUCUGAACAUGAGGAUGUCUUUGCUGUUUAUUUGUUCACAAGUGCUUGAAAUAAUUUCAAAUUACAAUCUAAGGCAGCAACGUUGACUGUUUUAUUUUCUACAGCCCAAGUUUCUAUUUUUGAUUUUUACCUCACAUUAAUUUUUUAUUUGUAUUAAUUAUUAUUUUGUCUUUAUUUAUUUAUUUAUUUACAAAAUCAGACGGUCUCCAGACCCGGCUCAGAGUGCAUCCUUCUAUGGUCUCCAGAGAUCAGAUAUUAAUAUCUUCUGCACAUAAGCUAUGGUGGCAAUUUCAUAAUCAUGCCGGGUGGGGACUGUAUUGUAACUGUCACUCAUUUGUUUGAACCACUGGCCCCUAGGGGGCAUAACUGUCUCAGGUGUCGUUGUUUGCGGUCAGUGCUUGCGUGAUGGCGCUGCCUCAGCCAAUGACUGGCUCGACAGGAAGCGCUAACAGCUUCAUUAGCGUGAGAAUGCUAGUCUCUUUUCACCAUCUGGAGUCGCUCGCAACCCUCUGGGUGGCAAAAUAAGUGAGUAGAGAUGCCGAUGAUAUUGUUGGAGUGUACAUUUAUAGUUGCCGUCAGCUCUUUUGCUCCUCUGAGCGAGGAUUAGGUUUCCAGACUUCUUCUGAGCUCAAAACCCACAACAUGUCCUCUUGAUCCAAUACCCACCAGCAUCCUGCAGACCAUCUUGCCCACAAUCAAACCUGCAUUCACGCACAUUGUCAGCUCCUCCCUGGAAACUGGCAUCUUUCCUGCUACUUUUAAACAAGCCCGCAUCACCCCACUGCUCAAAAAGCCUCAUCUCAACCCAGCCCAGAUUGAAAACUACAGACCAGUCUCACUUCUACCAUUCCUGUCGAAAAUACUGGAGCGCUCAGUAUUUAACCAAGUCUCUGAACAUCUGCGGAACAACAACCAACUUGACCCUUUUCAGUCAGGCUUCAGGUGCGACCACUCCACUGAGACUCCACUCCUAUCAGUCACUGGUCAGUCCUCUGUCCUACUGCUGCUGGACUUGUCUGCUGCCUUUGACACCGUGAACCAUCAAAUCCUCCUCUCCACACUCUCUGGGCUCGACAUCUCAGGUUCUGUCCUGUUGUGGUUCAAGUCCUACCUCACAGGCAGAUCCUUCAGAGAGUCAUGGUGAGGGGAGGUGUCAAGGUCACAUGACCUAUCAACUGGGGUCCCUCAGGGGUCAGUGCUUGGUCCCUUACUCUUCUCUCUGUACACCACCUCACUUGGCACGGUGAUCCACUCCCAUGGCUUCUCCUACCACUGUUAUGCUGACGACACUCAGCUUUUCCUCUCUUUUCCACCUGACGACACAACAGUUUCAGCUCGGAUAUCAGCAUGUCUGGCUGAUAUCUCCACAUGGGUGAAGGAACGGCACCUUCAGCUG